Molecule: messenger RNA, 2259 nt
Organism: Zea mays
Lineage: Eukaryota; Viridiplantae; Streptophyta; Magnoliopsida; Poales; Poaceae
Product: scarecrow-like protein 6
Exons: 1
Coding region: 603-2048 (481 amino acids)
Source: RefSeq, a predicted model, not a curated record
ACAAACCCCUCUGGCAUCAUGUCUGGCCCGGCCCGCGCUCACCCAAUGUCAUUAGGCCCAUCAACCAAAUAGCACUCCAUUCGAUGCUACGCGUCUGUAGUAGUGAUGUGUAGUUACUACAACGGGUUUUCGUGCCUAUGAUUCGCGGUAAUCACCAACAUUUUAUUUUGUUUUUUUUUAUGCGCUUGUGAAGGCCGGCAAAUAAAGCCGGUGGAAGGGCACCGCAAAGUAUCGUGCUCUGCUCACUCUCUCCAAGACCAAAUGACAUGCGUUGCGUUGCGUUGCUUGCUAGCAACUUGAUAUAUUCUUGCUGCCAUGCCAAUCGUCGGUGCUGAUCCUAAUCAUCCUGUCUAAGCUCAGACGACGACACAUCGAGGGAUGCCCCUCGCCGGAGCCGCGACGGCCGCGAACCUGCCACGACUCGCCCCCUACGCCCAAGUACCAGCCCGCCCACCACGCUGUCUUCGCCACUCGGCAUCGCCGACGUGGCGGCCCUCGCCGACGCCGACGCCAAGAGCGUCUCCCCGCCCGCAUGGCCGGACGACGACGACGACGACGUCGCCGGGAGGGACGACUGGGUCCACCAUCUCCCGCCCCUUGACAUGCACAUGCCGCCGCUCGGCCUCGGCGCCGCAGAGGCCUGGGAGCCCCACGCGCAACCUCCGGGUCCGGGCGGCCUCACCCUCUCGCACGCCCAGCAGACCCACGACAGCACCUUCCUCGGCUGGUUUAUUGCCGACGACGUCGCCAUGUCGGGCGUCAUGGACGACCACAACUCCCACUCGGUACUUCAUGACCUCGACCACAUACCCUCUUCCUCCGUGCCGCCGCCGCAGUUCCAGCCUCUCGCGCCCCACGUGCACUACCCGCCCAAGCUGCACCACCACCAAAACCCCGUGGUGCCCGCGUCGCCUCCCAAGCACACGCUCCUGAAACCCAAGCCGGAGGCGCCGGGGACCGACGACGCUUCCACGGCGGUGGACCAGCUCGCCGAGGCCGCCAAGCUUGCCGAAGCCGGAGACGUUUUCGGCGCCCGCGAGAUACUGGCGCGGCUCAACUACCUGCUCCCGCCCGGCGCCGCGACGGCGACGCCACUGCUCCGCUCCGCCUUCUACUUCAAGGAGGCUCUGCGCGCUGCCCUGUCCACCACCGCCUCCGCAACCGCCGCCGCCGCCGCCGCGCCGGUGGACGUGCUCCUAAAGCUCGGUGCCUACAAGGACUUCUCCGAGCUCUGCCCCGUGCUCCAGUUCGCGCACUUCACCUGCGUCCAGGCCAUGCUCGACGAGCUGGGUGGCGCUGCCUGCAUCCACGUGCUGGACUUGGACAUCGGCGUCGGCGAGCAGUGGGCGUCGCUCAUGCAGGAGCUGGCCAGCCGCCGCCCGGGCGCCGCGCUCAAGGUCACCGCAUUGGUGUCCGCGGCGUCGCACCACCCGCUGGAGCUGCAGCUCGUCCACGAGAACCUGUCCAACUUCGCGGCCGAGACGCGCGUCCCGUUCCAGCUGGCCUUCUUCAACCUCGACGCCAUGGACCCCGCGGAGCUGCUCGCUACCGCCGCCGGCGACGCCGUCGCCGUCCACCUCCCGGCCGGCUCCGUGCACGCCCCCGCGGUGCCGUCCGUCCUUCACCUCGUCAGGCGGCUUGGCGCCAAGCUUGUCGUCUCCGUGGACCGCAGCUGUGACCGCGGCGAGCUGCCCUUCGCCGCGCACUUCCAGUCCUGCGUGUUCCUGCUCGAGUCCCUGGACGCCGUCGGCACGGGCCCCGACAUCACCGCCAAGAUCGAGCGCUUCUUGAUCCAGCCGAGGAUCGAGAGGUGCCUGGCGGAGAGGUACCGCGCCGCGGCGGCGGGCGACAAGACGCCGCCCUGGCGGGCAAUGCUCGUGUCGGCCGGCUUCGUGCCGGUGCAGGCAAGCAGCUUGGCGGAGGCGCAGGCGGAGGCGUUGCUCAAGAAGGUGCCCGUGCGGGGCUUCCGCGUCGAGAAGCGCGCCGGCUCGCUCGUCCUGCAUUGGCAACGCGGGGAGCUGCUCUCCGUGUCCGCCUGGAGAUGCUAGCACCUUGCUGCUGCUCAAUCUGCCAUUGUUUAAGGAUCCUGAUAUAUGUAUCUUAGAUAGAAUCCACAAGUCUGCUCGUGCUUUGUACAAUCAAAUGGGGGUUAUAUGGUGUAUGAAAUGUUCCCUGCACUCAGGCAUUGGAUGCUUGUUUUUUCUGUGAAGUUCAUGAUCAUGAGAUUCAGAACUAUGAAUGGAAAUUAAGUUCCUCUUU